AUGGAUGGUGACUACGUUAUUGGGGGUGUUUUCUCCUUACACAACUACAUAGACACAGUGAUUCAUAACUACACCACCAUGCCUGAGCCACUAAGAUGCACAGGGAGCCUCGACUCUCGUGAGCUGCGCUUCUCACGCGCAAUGGUGUUCGCUAUCGAGGAGAUAAACAACAGCAGCAAGCUGCUGCCGGGCAUCAGGCUCGGUUAUCAGAUCCACGACUCGUGCGCCUCAGCGCCCAUGGCGGUGCACGUGGCAUUCCAGCUUUCAAAUGGCUUGGACCCGGUCUUUUACACCGGAGACAAUUGCUCGCAAUCUGGUAUCGUGGUGGCUAUCGUUGGUGAGUCUGGGUCCACACCAUCCAUCAGCAUGUCGCGCGUCUUCGGACCCUUUAACAUUCCUCAAGUGAGCCACUUUGCCACCUGUGCAUGCUUGUCCAACAAGCAGCAGUACCCGAGUUUCUUCAGAACCAUCCCCAGUGACCAGUUCCAGGCCGGUGCACUGGCCAAACUGGUCAAACACUUUGGCUGGACUUGGAUAGGUGCUGUCCGGUCCGAUUCGGACUAUGGGAAUAAUGGCAUGGCGUCUUUUCUGGACGCAGCGCGCAAAGAGGGGAUCUGUGUUGAAUACUCCGAAUCUUUCUAUCGGACCCACCCACGCAGCAAGAUCCAGAGAGUGGCUGAUGUAAUCCGCAGGUCCACAUCAAUGGUUGUCGUGGCAUUUGCAGCCGUUGGGGACAUGAGGAUCCUGUUUGAGGAGCUGUUACGGGAGCCUCUCCCACCUCGCCAGUGGAUAGGCAGUGAGUCCUGGGUAACUGACCCAGAAAUGCGGAGGUUCACUUUCAGUGCCGGAGCCAUUGGAUUUGGCAUUCAGCAAUCUGUCAUCCCAGGUCUGAGAGACUUCCUGCUGGAUCUAUUCCCCGCUAAAGUGGCUGCAUCCCAGAUGUUGACUGAGUUCUGGGAGGAUUCAUUCAACUGCAGGUUGAACAAAAGUGCAGCCACAGACAAGAGCGUGUGUGAUGGAACUGAAGACAUACAGACACUCCAGAACCCGUACACCGACACAUCUCAGCUCCGAAUUACUAACAUGGUGUACAAGGCUGUUUAUGCAGUAGCACAUGCCAUUCACAAUGCAGUGUGUCAGAAAAGAAAUUCUACAACUCAGUGCGACAAACUCACCAGGAUAGAAUCUAAACAGGUUCUUACUGAGCUGAAGAAAGUCAAUUUUUCCCAAAAUGGUUAUGAUGUGUCAUUUGAUAUCAAUGGGGAUCCUGUGGCUACAUAUGAGCUCGUCAACUGGCAAAAACGUGAGAGUGGCAGCAUUGAGCUGGUGACAGUAGGGCACUACGAUGCAUCUCUGCCAGCGGGUCAGGAAUUUCACAUCAGCAAGAGCCUUACCUGGGUGGAGGGUAGUACACAAGUGCCUGUGUCAGUGUGCUCUGACAGCUGUCCUCCAGGAACUCGUAAAGUGCUGCAGAAAGGAAAACCCAUCUGCUGUUAUGACUGUAUACCAUGUCCUGAGGGAGAGAUUAGCAAUACUACAGAUUCCUCUGAUUGUUUCCCUUGCUCUGAGGAGUCCUGGCCUAAUGCAGAGAGAAACACUUGUUUCCCCAAGCCUGUGGAGUUUCUUUCCUUGGACGAGACCCUCGGAAUCAUCCUGGCUGCAUUCUCAGUUGGUGGUGCCUGUCUAGCCAUUAUAACAGCGGCUGUGUUCUUUCACCACAGGAUGUCCCCUAUUGUCAGGGCCAACAACUCUGAACUGAGCUUCCUGCUGCUCUUCUCACUGGCUCUAUGUUUUUUAUGUUCCCUAACUUUCCUGGGAGCACCCUCUGAGUGGUCCUGCAUGCUGCGACACACAGCAUUUGGCAUCACCUUCGUCCUCUGCAUCUCUUGUGUUCUUGGGAAGACUAUAGUGGUAUUAAUGGCCUUCAAAGCUACACUUCCAGGCAGUAAUGUGAUGAAAUGGUUUGGUCCUCCACAGCAAAGAAUGACUGUAGUGUCCUUCACAUUUAUUCAAGUUUUAAUAUGUACUAUAUGGUUGGUUGUUAGUCCCCCUUUUCCAGUGAAAAACCUGACCACAUACAAGGAGAGAAUCAUCCUGGAGUGUGCCUUAGGUUCAGCUAUUGGGUUCUGGGCUGUGCUCGGGUACAUAGGCCUCCUGGCUGUCUUUUGCUUUGUGUUAGCUGUCCUAGCUCGGAAACUGCCUGAUAAUUUUAACGAAGCCAAGCUUAUCACCUUCAGCAUGCUGAUAUUCUGUGCAGUCUGGAUCACCUUCAUCCCAGCAUAUGUCAGCUCUCCGGGGAAAUUCACCGUAGCUGUGGAAAUAUUUGCUAUUCUUGCCUCCAGUUUUGGACUAAUUCUGUGUAUAUUUGCUCCAAAGUGUUUCAUCAUAUUGUUUAAGCCAGAGAAGAACACCAAGAAACAUUUAAUGAACAAAAAUCAAUCUUAG
This is a messenger RNA of Toxotes jaculatrix (banded archerfish), 2445 nucleotides long. RefSeq names its product extracellular calcium-sensing receptor-like. Gene Ontology annotation, cellular component: membrane. The transcript is spliced from 8 exons. Gene Ontology annotation, molecular function: G protein-coupled receptor activity. Gene Ontology annotation, biological process: G protein-coupled receptor signaling pathway. Bases 1 to 2445 code for a protein of 814 amino acids. The record is from RefSeq and is a predicted model, not a curated record. Lineage: Eukaryota; Metazoa; Chordata; Actinopteri; Toxotidae.